CAAUUCUUGGAAGCUGAUGAGCAAUCCUUAGAAGCUGAUAAGCAAUCCUUAGAGAGUUAUACUAUGGCUAAAAAAUUAUCAAGUAUCGUACAAAAACAUCCAGAUCGUAAUAAGUACACUUCAAAGUCCAUUAACACACAAGAGAUCGAAAGCAUUAUCGAAAAUAUUCGUUGGCAGCGUUCUGAUAGAUGUGGAAAAUCCGAUAGAAUGAAAACAUUAAAAACAAUUAAUGAACAUGAUUUUUAG
Cetraspora pellucida is the source of this 246-nucleotide messenger RNA. The record is from the annotation of a GenBank genome assembly. NCBI's taxonomy places the organism in Eukaryota, Fungi, Glomeromycota, Glomeromycetes, Diversisporales, Gigasporaceae.